This is a messenger RNA of Motacilla alba alba, 1520 nucleotides long. Its product is annotated as serine/threonine-protein kinase pim-1-like. Gene Ontology annotation, cellular component: cytoplasm. Lineage: Eukaryota; Metazoa; Chordata; Aves; Passeriformes; Motacillidae. Gene Ontology annotation, molecular function: protein serine/threonine kinase activity; ATP binding. The record is from RefSeq and is a predicted model, not a curated record. Gene Ontology annotation, biological process: protein autophosphorylation.
CCCCGGCCCCGGGCGGGGCUGCCCCGUCCCCGGCCCCGGCCGUCCCGCCGCGGUCUCGCCUCCGCCCGGCUCUGGCCGUACUGGCGGUGGCGCUGCUGGGCGGGCAUCAGCGCCUGGGGCAGGGGCGGCAUCGCCGCCCUUUGGCUCCGCCUGGCCCGAGCCCGGCGCCGGCCCCGACGCAGGGUCCAGUCCCGACCCCGGCCCCGGCCCCGGCCCCGGCCCCUCCCGGAGCCCGCGGAGGACACACGCGGCGUGGCCGCUCCCUCCGCCUCGGCUGCGGCUUCCCCGGCCCGAGCUGCGCCGCUCGGCAGCGCGGCCGCCGGCCCCGAGCCUCCCGUGUCCCGUUCGAAAGAGCGAACGUCGGGGGAUGGCCGGCCCGGGGCGGUUGAGGGGCGCUCGGGGGCCGUUGCUGGCCCCGGGCCGAGCGCUGACAGCCGCGUCCCGCCCGCAGGGAAGGCGCAGGAGGCUCUGCUGCAGCGCUACCGGGUGGGUUCGCUGCUGGGGCGCGGCGGCUUCGGCAGCGUCUUCUCGGCCACGCGGCUCUCGGACGGCGCCCCGGUGGCCAUCAAAAGGGUGCCGCGGAACCGCAUCCGGCACUGGGACGAGCUGCCCGACGGCACCAGCGCACCCCUGGAGAUCGUGCUGCUGGCCAAGGUGUCCACCGGCUUCCCUGGUGUCGUGCAGCUGCUGGAGUGGCUCGAGCUCCCCAACAACAUCCUGAUGGUGCUGGAGCGGCCAGAGCAAUGUCAGGACCUCCUGCGUUUCAUUCGGGCACGGGGGUUCCUGUGCGAGGAGGUGGCGCGGGAGCUGUUCCGCCAGGUGCUGGAGGCCGUGCGGCACUGCACCAGCUGCGGGGUCCUGCACCGCGACAUCAAGCCAGAGAACAUCCUGGUUGACCUGGCCACCAGGCAGGCCAAAUUGAUUGACUUUGGCUGUGGCACCUACCUGCAAGACACAGCCUACACUUACUUUGCAGGAACACUGUCCUACAGUCCCCCCGAAUGGACCCGCUUGGGCCGGUACCACGGCGAGGCAGCAACGAUCUGGACGCUGGGCAUCCUGCUGCACCAGAUGGUCUGCGGGAAGCAUCCUUUCAGGAGGGGCCGGAACAUCAGCCGGGGCCAGCUCUCGCUGCCACCACGGCUCUCUCAAGCGUGCCAAGAUCUGAUCAGGCGGUGUUUAUCCAUGCACUUCUUGGACAGGCCCUCAUUAGAAGACCUGUUCUGUGAUCCUUGGGUGCAGGGUAUUCCUCCGCCGUAGAAGAAGGGAGAGAGCCACAGGCACACUUUGAUCCAGGGCCCUGGUAAGUUCCAGCUGCACACAUGCCUUGGCCAUCAGAAGCAAAGGAACCCAGACCUUUUUGUGCUGCCUGUGUCGCUGCACCGGGGUCAUGGCAUGGCAACACGCAGCCCUUGUGCUGCAGCUGAGCUGCUCUGCCCAGCACUGGUGGCCGCCAUCCAAGCUGGUUCUGCUUGUCCUGGUUCCCUGACAGCUGGGGCCCUGGGCAGAGCCCUGACAGC